CUGUAAUUAUGUCGCUGAGAGCUCCUCCUCCACCCAUUUCUUAAUCCCUUAUAUCCUCUAAUACCGCGUCAAACAUUUAGGCUACCCUCUAAAGCUCCAGCUGCCGUCAACCAACGUAGUCUAUCAAAGUUCCUGUUGUGAAGCUCCGAGUUUGGGACAGCUUUUUAUUUAGGCUACCUCCGCUGGCGUCUGAGGAGAGAGAAAGGUCAGCUGAUCAGCAUGGCCUCCUCUGACGAUACAGAGGGGUCCCUGACUCCUGUGGAUUUUAUCCAGCUGCAGCAUUACAUGGAAUACAGCAGUUUGAGGGUGAAAGAUGUGAUCAAGGAGUUUCAACCUGGGGGUCGGCUGGCCCAGUACAGCAACGGAGAGUGCGUCGAUGCAGUUGGUUUCUGUCUCUUUCUUAAGACCUACCUAGAAGUGGAUGACUUCCCUGCAGAUUUUUGCCAACGCCUUUUUAGGUAUUUUCAACAUGUGGAGCAUGGGUCCACAAAGAGCCAUCUGCCCAAAGGAGGCGGGGUCUUUCUUCGUGAUGUGUCCUGUUACUUCUCAGUGCUGGAGGAAGGACAGCCCCGGGAGAAGCUUGAAUUUACUUUCAAACUGUAUGAUAAAGACUGCAACAAACUCCUGGACAGCUCAGAGGUGGAUCGUAUAAUCACCCAGAUGAUGCGAGCUGCUGAUUACCUGGGCUGGGACGUGACUGAACUCAGACCAGUGCUCAAAGACAUGAUGACAGCGAUCGAUGUGGAUGACAGUGGGACUGUCACUCUGGAGGAAUGGGUGAAGGGAGGCAUGAACAACGUGCCUUUACUUGUUCUGCUUGGACUGAAGAUGACAGAGAGGGAUGGGCAGCAUAUUUGGAGGAUGAAGCACUUUAACAGGCCAACCUACUGCAGUGUGUGUCAGAGCAUGCUGCUCGGCCUCGGGAAGCAGGGACUCUGCUGCACCUGUUGCAAGUACACCGUCCACAGUCAGUGUGCCAACAAGAAUCCCGAACCCUGUGCUCGUACUUUUGUUAAAUCUAAACCGAGGAUUGGUUGUCGCAACCACAACACACGAUCUGUGAUGGAUCACAACAGUGAACUGGCCAAGUUUCGUCAGCUGCUGCCGGAGGUAGCAGCUCACGACUGGAUCAGAGCUGACUGCAACUCUUCCAAGUGUCAGGUUUGCCACAAGAAGAUCAAAACUGUAGCGGGGAAACGUUGUGUGUGGUGCCAGGAGAUGCGUCAUGAUGAGUGUCUUUUCUCUGGCUUGUCCUCCUGUGAUUGUGGGCAACUUAGAGAUCAUAUUCUGCCUCCGUGGGCCAUAUACGCUGUCUCAAAGGAGGAGGACACUAGCUUGUUAAAUGUCACCCCUGAUGGCCACAUCCUGCAGGUCUGUCGUUGUCACAUAUUCCUACACACUCGCAUUUCUUUUCCAACUGUGCACUUGUGUCUUUUCUGUGAGGUGUAUUUCAAGUUGUCUUCUCAAACUACAAUCUUCAUAUCAUUGCUUUUGGAAGAGAUUGUCACGAUUCCAGACACCCACCCUCUGCUGGUGUUUGUGAACCCAAAAAGUGGAGGGAAGCAGGGUCAACGAGUGCUCAGGAAGUUUCAGUACCUGCUGAACCCACGUCAAGUGUACAACCUUUCCAACGGAGGUCCUACACCAGGACUACACUUCUUCCGCAACCUGCGUGAGUACAGGAUCUUGGUGUGUGGAGGAGACGGCACCGUUGGUUGGCUACUGGAUGCUAUAGACAAAGAAAACCUGCCGGUGCAUCCUCCAGUAGCUGUCCUGCCUCUGGGCACCGGGAAUGACCUGGCUCGCUGUCUUCGCUGGGGAGGAGGCUACGAUGGGUCAGACUUGAGAGAGAUCCUGAAGGAGAUCGAAGCUAGCCAGUUGGUUCUCAUGGACCGCUGGAGCAUCCAGGUGAUACCAGACGACCCCCAAGAGGCAGGAGACCCUGUGCCCUUCCAGAUCAUUAACAACUACUUCUCUAUUGGAGUGGAUGCCUCUAUCGCUCAUCGCUUCCAUUCCAUGAGAGAGAAACACCCCCAGAGAUUCAACAGCAGAAUGAAGAACAAACUUUGGUAUUUUGAGUUUGCCACUACUGAGACCAUUUCUGCGUCUUGUAAGAAGUUGAAGGAGUGUCUAAUGAUUGAGUGCUGUGGGAGGACCCUGGACCUGAGCAACAUGUCGCUGGAGGGCAUAGCUGUCCUCAACAUACCCAGCAUGCACGGAGGCUCCAACCUUUGGGGCGAGUCCAAGAAGCCUGAUAGUGUGCCAGAGGUGGAGAACAGUGAGGUUAUCACUGACCCUGACCUUUUAAAAACAAUCUCUCAAGAUAUGAGUGAUGAGCGUUUGGAAGUGGUGGGGCUGGAAGGAGCCAUAGAAAUGGGACAGAUCUACAGUGGACUGAAGAGAGCUGGGCACAGACUGGCACAGACUUCCCAAAUUACCAUCAGGACAAUCAAAGCCUUGCCCAUGCAAAUUGAUGGGGAGCCCUGGAUGCAGCCUCCAUGUACUAUCCACAUAACUCACAAGAACCAAGCUAACAUGCUGAUGGCUGCACCAACAAAACCAACCGGCUUCUUUCACCUCAAGUAGAUUAACGCUUCCACUACAUCCUCCAGUCUGCCGAGGGUCACAACAGAACAUCUAUAUUAUCUUGAAUGAUGCAGGAUGACUACACUAAAAGGGAGCGUCCAUCGCUGAGUGUGUAACUGUGUGUUUCUAUUAUUAAGUAUUAUUGUGUAUGUCUUUUGCACUUUAAUCCCUGAUAUAAUUCUAAAUAAUUACAGACAGUUUGCACUCAGGCAGAGACCACACUGAUAGGCCAGAUCAAAAGUGCAAAUUUCACUACUCAGUCUGAUCGCUGCUAUUGUGUGCCAACUUCAAUGCAAUGCAUCCUUUUGUUUUUCUGUAAAUAAAAGAGCAGAGAAUGUUCUACAGUAGACUGAUACAGAAUAUAUAUUGCUUAUUGUACGUUGUGAGAGCUUUUUUUGUGCUUAAUCAAAUUUACAGUAGUGUCUUGUAGAGUUUCAUCUGUACUUCCUAAUGCAGCUGGUGAUAAACUUGCUUUGUUCUGCCUUCAGAAGCUCCCAGCAGCUCACCCUUGAUCAACGACACUGUCCUACCUGUCUGUUCUUGUGACUUUCACUAUCAGUUUUCAUCCAACUAAAAGAAAAAUAUAUAAUGUAAUAAUUUCAUUGUUUUUUUUUACUGUUUAUUAGAUAGGUGGAGAAAUUAUUUGAGAAACACUUGACUGACUAUAAAUGUGGCUACAAAAAGAUUUGAUCCACAGUUAUAACUGAGUCCUGAAAGUGCUGGGCGGAGGGGUUUGACAGAGCUAUCCCAAAUUUUCCAAGUUCAGUGUAAAAGAACGCAUUCCAUUGAAUUUAAAACAUUAAGGUGCACUGGACAAGUUAGUUAGUUUAGUAAGUUUUCUGGAUGUUGUUGUACUGUAACUCCGCUCAUUGGCAGAGUUUGACAUUCGAGCCAGUGGGGUGCAAAAAAACAACAACAAAAAACUAAUUGUAGCAGCUGAGACCUGGCCUACCAAUUGGGGAACGAGCACAUAUGGACAAAACAAACAAACAUAAAUAAACAUGUAUGUUUAUUUUUAAAGCAGAUUUUAAAUUACAUUGUAACAAUUUAACAAUUUGUCCUUAUUAAAUCCAAUCGCGGCCCGGCUGUCUUGGAACAUUCACCAGCCAGCUCCAAACAGGUGAACGAGGCCUCUCCACUUCGCCAUUUAAACAAAGUGAAACUCUGUAGUGCUCCCCCCCCCACCCCACAAACUCUGUGUAUGACUACAAAAUUCUCUCAUUGCUGAUGCUUCUUAUAAGCAGUCACACAAUAGAGAUUUACCUUUAGAAAUCUAUUAAAGUCAAAUAUAUUCCACCUAAUAAUCUAUUUUGUGACUGGAGAAAUGUCGGGGGAAAAGGCUGAUAAGAUUGUGUUUCAGUGAUGUGCAUAUGUGUCUUCAACCUUCUGGAGUCAGUCUUGUGUUGGAUUUUCAGUGUAAACAUAUACAUGUAACAUGCUUUCAUUAUUAUUAUUAUUAUUAUUAUUAUUAUUAUUAUUAUUAUUGUAUUGUCUUAAUGUCAAAUUGUGUAGUUGUCCUUUGCAUUUGUUUCGACAAUACUGCAUAUUCAGGUUCAGUGAGGCUCAUACAGCAACGAAUUGUUCUCAGAAAGAAUUACAAUCUGUUGCCCCAACCCCAAAUCACUUUGUUAUAUAUUUUCUGACCUAUUUAUAUUUGUGGAGAUAUUACUGUUAUUUGCAGCUAAAUAAUACACUCUCAAAGUUUUGGUUACACUGGAAUAAUGGAGACUUUUACCAUAAGGUGCUAGUGUUUAUUAUGAGGAUACAGAAAACAUUUUUUUCAUUGAAAUCUUAAACUUUUAAAGGACAAAAGGCAGCAUAUUCAAAUGUUAACAUGGCCAUAUGCAUUGCAUAUUGCUUACACUGCAAAGUAGAAAAUACAGAAAAAUUGCCUGUAAAACAUCUUUAACACAUGUAGUGCACUCCUAAUGCUUAUCUGCCAUAAUGAAAGUUUAUCAGCA
Messenger RNA from Etheostoma spectabile (orangethroat darter), 4547 nucleotides. RefSeq names its product diacylglycerol kinase alpha. Lineage: Eukaryota; Metazoa; Chordata; Actinopteri; Perciformes; Percidae. Gene Ontology annotation, cellular component: plasma membrane. Gene Ontology annotation, molecular function: ATP-dependent diacylglycerol kinase activity; calcium ion binding. Gene Ontology annotation, biological process: phospholipase C-activating G protein-coupled receptor signaling pathway. The record is from RefSeq and is a predicted model, not a curated record. Bases 220 to 2586 code for a protein of 788 amino acids. The transcript has 25 exons.